GACUAGGUCCCAUAACGCCCCCCGGGGGCAAAACGCCAUUUGUGAAUAUCUGGCGUAUAUUGACAUUAAACACCUUAUAAUCACACAAAACAAAAAGGUUUCACUUAUUACUGAUGGUUCUCAUACGAAGAAGUAGAUUAAAGACCGUAAAUCCUACAAAAAUUCGAAUAUUAAUAAUAACACACUAUGCCAUCUAAUUUCACUCACUUCUCUUGUAAGCUUCUACAAAGAUCCUUUUAAUCAUUAAGGUCUGUAAAUCACUGUAUACCCUAAAUCAUAUAUUUCUGCUUCGUUGUGGCACAAAGUUUAAAACAAAAACGAUAUUUUCUGGUUUAUUUAAUAGUUUUUCUACAAAAACUGUUAUUGAGGCAGAAUGCCCCGCAAGUUAACAAAAAACCGAAACAAAUUACCAAGCAUCACAAAUAAAAAAGACGUAUUCGUAGGCCAAGCCACUUCAAAAAAAUUUUUUUUUCAUCGAUAUUUCUUUCUUGUUUAAUAUAUUUAAGAUUAUUUCUUUAAUUAAACUUUAAAAACAUGGCAUUAUAGCUAAAUUAUGUCGUCAUAUACGAUUUUUUUAAUAAUUCAUGCACCAAUUCAAUCUGACCAAUAAACAACCUUUUCCAUAUAAGCCAAUUUGAAAUGUUUGUCUAGCUUACCGAACGAAAACAAAACAACCUGCCAAAGCGGUCGCGCGAUAGUUUCGGUUUCGGGUUGAAAAUGGUGCGAAAUUAUAUCCGUAAAACGACCCGUCGUGCGUGGACGGUCACCCAAUUGACGGGCGCCAUCCGUGACGUCCGAUCGGGACAAUCUACGAACAGUGUUUGCCAGAAAUAUGCGAUCCCAAAGCGCACUCUUCGUCGCUACCUGGAAAAACAAGGCGGAACAAAAGGAAACGUCGUUCUUCCUCAUCUUGGAAACUUUGUUCCAAUCUUCGACGAAGAACAAGAGGAUCGCCUUGUUGGGAUCAUAAUCCGCAUGAGCGACUGCGGCUACGGAUUGACCAGUAAGGAUGUAAGAAGUCUAGCCUUCCAGUUCGCCGAGACAAACAACAUAACACAUCCGUUUGAUAUGGAAAAGCAGCACGCUGGAUUGGGGUGGUUCAUUGGAUUCCGUCGACGCCAUCCGAAUCUUGCUCUGCGGACACCCGAAAAAACUUCAAUGGCUCGCAGUACCGGAUUCAAUCGCGCAGCAGUGAAUGUGUUUUAUGACAAUUUGGAGAGGAUUUACGGAAGCAGUGUUUACUCCCCGGACAGAAUCUGGAAUGCUGACGAGACUGGGUUUAGCACCGUCCCAAAUAAGUCUUCCAAAGUGCUCGCUGUCAAAGGGCGACGACAAGUUGGAGCAAUCUCGUCAGCAGAAAGAGGAGUCAACACGACCGUUAUGAUGACGGUAUCUGCUGCUGGCCAGUAUUUGCCCCCGAUGUUCAUUUUCCCCAGACAACGGAUGAACGAUGCGCUCAAGAUUGGUGCUCCGGCUGGCUCGAUUUUCGAAUGCAACCCAAGUGGAUGGAGCACAGUAUCUACGUGUACAAAAUGGUUUGACCAUUUCCUGGCUUACGCAAGACCAACAGCCGAAGCGCCGGUUUUAUUGAUUCUUGAUGGGCACUCCAGCCACACUAAGAACGUCGAGAUGAUCGAAAAAGCAGCACGAAACAAUGUCCGUAUCCUGUCCAUCCCUCCCCAUACUUCCCACAAAUUACAGCCGCUCGAUGUUUCUGUUAUGGGACCAUUGAAGACAAAGUAUGGCCAGGCCGUCGAUCGCCUUUUACGUCGAGAACCAGGACGGGUCGUAACAGUAUAUGAUGUAGCAACAUUGGUUAACGAGGCGUUUGAGGCAACCGCAACAAUGAAGAAUGCCGUAGCAGGAUUUCGAGCUACAGGAAUUCAUCCAUUCGACACGGGGUUGUUCUCUGACGCGGACUUUGCCGCCGCUACCAAUUUGAUCGCAUCCAACCGUACUGCGGAUAAAAAUGUACAAACGGAAGCAAUCAAACCCACGCCAUCAACUGCAGCUCAGUUUAUCACGUUCAGUAUGUGCGAGAAUAACAGCUACAUGACCACGCAGGAUAAACCGGGACAUGAUGAUUUGAUUCAAGUAAACGGCUGUGAGUUACUUCAGUUUGAGAUUCCACACCAAGAACGUAAUGAACCCGAGUUCGGAUGGGAGGUCAGCGGUGAUUCGGAAUUUCUAACGGUUGAUCCGAACGUUUAUUACACUGUUGAAAAAAAUGGGGCCGUCACCAUUCAAAGGUUGGAAGCAACUGAACUGAAUGAGCUUCUGACUCUGGAGGAACAGCAAUUGGAUACCAAUCGGAAUUCCGUAUCUCUUAUUGAUCAUGCGGCUCGAGAUGGACCGGACACUACAAAAGUUACGAAAUUUGAGCUGUCCCCCGAGCCGGUUGGUCCUGCACCUGUUGCGCGUAAGCGUAAAUCACAGAAACGUAAAGGAGAGCAAUCGGAAGAACUAACAUCAACGGCUUAUCGUGAACGAUUGCUUAAGCAAAGCGCAGAAAAGGAAGUGAAAAAUAUCAAAAAAGGUCAACGCAGAAACAAACGGAAAAAGGCGGACACCAACACUGAUACGGACGUCCUUUGUCCUUCAUGUGGAGUACGUUUCAGUGAUUCAAUAGAUGGCAGAGGCUGGAUGAUGUGCCUCAAAUGUCGUGUAUGGUAUCAUAGUGAAUGUGGUUCCAACGACGAAAUGAUGUGUGAGGCGUGUUCUUAAGCUGUUUUGUUGUGAUAUUCAGGAGUUCCAUGAUUAAUUCCUCAAAAAUGAAUUGAUAAAGGUUUUGUUUAAAACUGUUUUUUGUUAAUUUUUCAAAAAAUGCGAGAUUUUUAUGAUUGCCUGAUAGAUCUGCAGAUCUACAGUCAAGGACGGACGAUUAAUAAACGUAACAUAUAACCAUUGAUACAAUGUGCAGAAUAAAUGAAUUCGGAGCUUAA
This is a messenger RNA of Aedes albopictus (Asian tiger mosquito), 2942 nucleotides long. RefSeq lists its product as uncharacterized. The record is from RefSeq and is a predicted model, not a curated record. Gene Ontology annotation, molecular function: DNA binding. Bases 718 to 2724 code for a protein of 668 amino acids. The transcript is spliced from 3 exons. Lineage: Eukaryota; Metazoa; Arthropoda; Insecta; Diptera; Culicidae. Gene Ontology annotation, cellular component: nucleus.